AUGAACCCUCAAAUCCGUACCGAACCGGUCAUGCAACCAGAACCCCAACCCCCACAGCACAUCCAACCGGUGGACCAAAAAACCCCCGACGAAGACAUUGGCUACGCUAAAGACGGAACCAUGUGGGAACAAAACGCAGGCAAAAUCCCAAGCCAAAGCGACGAGGAUGGCGAAAUGAUCUUUAAGCCGUGGUAUCGUCGCUGGCUGCGGCACUGGAAGCAUGUCGCUUAUGCGGUCAUCUGGCUCUUGUUCACCGGAUGGUGGAUAGCCAGUCUCAUCCUGCACCGACAUGACAAGAACUGGGUUAUCCCGUUCCUGCUAUACCUCGCCAUCACGCUGCGGAUUAUCUUCUUCUACGUCCCCGUCUCCAUCAUCACACGACCAGUGUACUAUGUCUGGAAACGCACAGCUAUACCCUUCGUCCGCUUGAUUCCCGACAAAAUGCGAAUCCCAGCCGCAGCCCUCCUCACAAUCGCGGUAAUCCUGAUCGGUUCCUUCGCCUCUCCCGAAUCCGCAGAUAACACGCGCGACAACCGCGCCGUGAGUCUCUUCGGCCUGGUCGUGUGCAUCUUCAGUCUCUGGAUCACUUCGCGAGACCGCAGCCGGAUUAACUGGCACACAGUAAUUGUGGGUAUGCUGGUGCAGUUCAUCAUCGCACUGUUUGUUCUGCGCACCACGGCCGGUUACGACAUCUUCAACUUCAUCUCGAUGCUUGCGCGUGAACUCCUCGACUUCUCAACGCAAGGCACCGACUUCCUAACUACAGAAGGCUUCUCCGCAGAUCACAGCGGUUGGUUCAUCCCCGGCGUUAUCUCAGCCAUUAUCUUCUUCGUCUCUUUUGUCCAGCUGCUGUACUACUUCCAUAUAAUUCAGUGGUUUAUCGUCAAGUUCGCUGCGUUCUUCUUUUGGAGCAUGCAAGUAUCCGGCGCGGAGGCCGUUGUCGCAGCUGCAUCGCCUUUUAUUGGACAGGGCGAAUCCGCAAUGCUCAUCAAGCCAUUUGUCGCACAUCUCACCAUGGCUGAAAUCCAUCAAGUCAUGUGCUCCGGUUUUGCUACCAUAGCAGGCUCUCUGCUUGUCUCCUUCAUCGGCAUGGGCGUCAGCUCUCAAGCCCUCAUCUCGUCUUGUGUGAUGAGUAUCCCCGCCUCAUUGGCAGCGUCCAAACUACGCUGGCCCGAGACUGAAGGUGAAACCAUCACCGCCGGCCGUGUGGUUAUUCCUGAGGAGCCUGAGGAAGAGCGGCCCGCGAACGCAUUGCAUGCAUUUGCCAACGGCGCGUGGAUUGGUAUCAAGAUUGCGGGUCUCAUGAGCGCUACCCUGCUUUGUAUUAUUUCGCUCAUUGGUCUCGUAGAUGGCCUUUUGACCUGGUGGGGUCGGUAUAUUAAUAUCAAUGAGCCGACGUUGACGCUCGAGUUGAUCGUUGGGUACAUCUGUUACCCGAUUGCAUUUCUUUUGGGUGUUUCUCGCGAGGGUGAUGACAUUCUGAAAGUUGGGCAGUUGAUCGGGCUCAAGUUAAUCUCGAAUGAAUUCGUUGCCUACGAGCACCUUCAGAAAUACGACGAAUAUUCGCAUCUUUCUGCACGCUCUCGCGUCAUCGCUACUUAUGCCCUGUGUGGUUUUGCCAAUAUUGGCUCUCUAGGUAACCAGAUUGGUGUGCUUGCUCAGAUCGCACCGUCGCGUGCUGGUGAUGUUUCGCGUGUUGCGAUCAGCGCCAUGUUGACGGGAGCAAUUAGCACUUUCACCAGUGCCGCGAUUGCAGGACUAUUGAUCACCAAUGAGCAACAGUAUAUCUCAUCAUAG
Messenger RNA from Aspergillus ruber CBS 135680, 1797 nucleotides. RefSeq names its product NupC/NupG family nucleoside CNT transporter. Gene Ontology annotation, molecular function: symporter activity; nucleoside transmembrane transporter activity. The record is from RefSeq and is a predicted model, not a curated record. Gene Ontology annotation, cellular component: membrane. The coding region runs from base 1 to 1797 and encodes 598 amino acids. Gene Ontology annotation, biological process: nucleoside transmembrane transport. The transcript is spliced from 3 exons. NCBI's taxonomy places the organism in Eukaryota, Fungi, Ascomycota, Eurotiomycetes, Eurotiales, Aspergillaceae.